Molecule: messenger RNA, 989 nt
Organism: Linum trigynum
Lineage: Eukaryota; Viridiplantae; Streptophyta; Magnoliopsida; Malpighiales; Linaceae
Source: the annotation of a GenBank genome assembly
AUAUAUAUGUUCUUAUGAAGUGUUGGGGGCAUUACAAAGAAGGCCCAAAGAAGGGCCCCAACGAAGCCCAAUGAGACAGGGAUGGGUUGUCUAGUAGGAGAAGCCCAUAAAUGGGCCUCUGAAGCCCAUGCCAAGCAGGAGGAGAGGUGCAUGGAGACAAAACAAUAAGAGCUCCAGAAUAAAAAACGUUGUAGAAUACGAGGCAGUUAUCGCUGGCAUCUGCAUGUCAAAGGAGUUGGCCGCCCAGAAAAUACACGUCAAGUCCGAUUCGGCUCUUGUUGUCAAUCAACUCAAUGGGGUCUUCGAGGUGAAGGAAGAGGCACUCGAAGGUUACGUGCGAAGGGUGAAAGAGAUGGGUGCCUGGUUCAGCGAGGUCUUAUUUGCUCAUAUCCCACGAGAAGAGAAUGCCCAUGCAGACGCCUUGUCGAAACUCGCAACCGCAGUAGACUUCGCGGAGGACAGAAAAGUCAUUGUCACAGCGGAGGCGCCCCAGGAGCAUCUGAUAGCCACCCUCAGUGGCAUAGGCUCCACCAGCGGAUGGAUGGCGCACAUUGAAUUGUUUCUGACCCAGGGUGUGGUGCCUAUGACCCUAAGGAAGCCUGGCGCCUCCUACGAAAGGCGGCCGCUGUUCCAUCAUCGAGGGUCAAUUGUAUAAGCGAUCCCACGCAGGAACAUAUUUGCGGUGUUUGAACGAGGAGGAAAUCAAGGUGGCAAUCGAAGAGGUGCAUAGUAAAACAUGCGGCAUGCACGCAAGAGCUCGGAGUUUGGAGAAAACAUUGUUAUGACAAGGAUCUUACUGGCCAACGAUGAGAAGGGAUGCAAAAGCGCACGUCGAUACCUGUCACCAAUCCCAGGUGCACGCCAAUGAUAUUCACAUCCCGGAGGCGCCCAUGCAAGGCAACGUGGGAGCCUGCCUUUCGCUCAAUGGGGCAUGGACCUCUUGGGUCCUUUCCCCAAGGCGCCAGGGCAAAUGAAAUACUUAAUAGUCG